CUCAGAUAAUCUCUCCUUGAUUAAUCUUGCUCCUCCCCCAACAUCCACCGAUAACCUCCCCAACAUGGCCAAACCAGCAGCAAUGGCCGUAGAAGCCCUCCCGAGGUUCUUGCUUCCGAGACUCAGCUGGACUGGUCCGGCCACAGCUUCCCAAGCUCUGCGACCCCUCGCUGCCUUCACUCCGAAUUCCCGCCGACGGAUGCACACACAGCCCAAUGCGCUGCGCGACUCGAACAUAUCACCAAAACUUCGCAGCACCGCCUUCAACCCCAAGCGCGCCUCGGUCCUUGACACCCCAGGAUUGACUAGAUCGUUCCACGCGACCCCUGCGAGACGACGCGACCAUCACUUUGAUACCUUGAAGUUUGUGCAGCGGCUGAAGAGCGAGGGGUUCACAGAGGUGCAAGCCGAGGCCAUGAUGAAGGUCCUCAACGAUGUGAUAGAGGAGAGCAUACAAAACCUCACCCGAACCAUGGUCCUCCGCGAAGACGCUGCCAAGGCCACAUACACCCAGAAGGUCGACUUCGCCAAGCUGCGAUCCGAGCUUCUCUCCGCUGACAGCACCGAGUCCAGCACGACGCGCGCGUCCCACGAGAAGCUGAGCAACGACAUUGCGAAGCUCAGCUCCCGUCUGCGCGACGAGAUCGGCCGGACCCAGGCUAGCGUACGCUUGGAUCUCAACCUGGAGAAGGGUCGCAUCCGUGAGGAGGCUGUCGGCCAAGAGCUCAAGAUCAAGGAGACGGAGACCAAGAUUGAACAAGAGGUCGCGGCGCUGCGUGAGAAGCUGGAGCAAGUCAAGUUCCAGACGCUGCAGUGGCUUAUGGGAGUCUGCACUGGUUUCGCCGCUCUGCUUCUUGGUGCCUGGAGAUUGCUUAUGUAGAUGGAGACUUGGGCACCCGACGGCAGACAUUCGAGUGAUGUCAGUAGAAGGCGGAAGAUUCGGUACACCCUGAUAAGUACGCCACCAGUGCCUGUACGGAACGGACACUCGUCCCGUCACAAGGAGGCCUGCCAAUCUCGGCUAUCUCUUAAUAUUGGAUAGCCAGGUCUAUGCCUAACUGCUCGUGUCAAGAGAGCAGUGACAGCAGCUGUGUAGAAGAUGCGGGCGGUGGCCUAAGAGGAAUUAUCCCUCCACCGUACCUGCCUCAGAUAGAAUUUCUUACAAAGACCUUCGAGCGAGGGCUCCUGCCGCCGUAGACGAAAAACUUCUUUGCUGUCUACCUAGAUCCAUCCCUCGUCCCGUGUGAUUCUG
This is a messenger RNA of Colletotrichum navitas, 1252 nucleotides long. RefSeq lists its product as uncharacterized. NCBI's taxonomy places the organism in Eukaryota, Fungi, Ascomycota, Sordariomycetes, Glomerellales, Glomerellaceae. The record is from RefSeq and is a predicted model, not a curated record. Gene Ontology annotation, biological process: mitochondrial respiratory chain complex IV assembly. The coding region runs from base 65 to 880 and encodes 271 amino acids. The transcript is spliced from 2 exons. Gene Ontology annotation, cellular component: mitochondrion.